Molecule: messenger RNA, 1558 nt
Organism: Mya arenaria
Lineage: Eukaryota; Metazoa; Mollusca; Bivalvia; Myida; Myidae
Product: alpha-(1,3)-fucosyltransferase 10-like
Exons: 8
Coding region: 65-1489 (474 amino acids)
Cellular component (GO): membrane
Molecular function (GO): alpha-(1->3)-fucosyltransferase activity
Source: RefSeq, a predicted model, not a curated record
AAACGAGGAACAGGACUUUUUUAGCAACGGGAUAAACAACUAUUUUAUUACUUUGUGCAGUACAAUGGCACAUUCCCGGAACAGGGCUGUCAAGGAGGAACUGCGUUUCAAUCCAUUUCGCAUGUUUCUCUUCCUCUGCCUGACUGGAGCAAUAACCAUGAUGCUAGUCGGAUAUACAAUGCUCAAAGGUGAAAAGUAUGAAGAAAAUGAUGCUGGAAUGCCAGCGUUUGUGGAGAGCCAUGCUGACGACAGCCAGGCGCUCAAGGAAGUUAUCUCGGAGCCAAUCAUUCUAUGGUGGACACCAUUCACCGGGGAAAAGGGCGCAUACAGGCGUUGUGGUCAAGUCUCGUGUUUCUUCACAGUCGACAGGCACUACUGGCAACACCAAAAGACAAAGGCAGUGGUAUUCUAUGGGACAGACCUGCGUGUGCAUGACCUCCCUAUGCCCCGUAAACCCGAGCAUGAAUGGGCCCUCCUACAUGAGGAGUCUCCUAAAAACAACCUUGUGCUGCACAUGCCUGCAUUCAUUCCGUUGUUCAACCACACGGCCACAUUCCGGCGGGGCUCCGACCUCCCGCUCACCCUGCAGCACCUAGAGGACCUGACUUGGCUAGAAAGCACCAAGUACCUCGUGUCAACAGAACAGAAAAACAGGCAUGAGAGGGAGGCUUCUCUAGCUGCAGUAUCGUACACGCAGAGUGACUGCAAUGUUCCAUGUGGUCGUGACAACUACGUACGCGAACUCAUGAAGGAGAUGACUGUAGAUUCAUAUGGGUCUUGUGUACACAACAAGGACCUCCCAAAACACCUAGUUGACCCAAUAGCUGGUAUGGAGCACACAGAGUUCUACCAUUUGAUGGCCCGCUACAAGUUCACGCUGGCCAUGGAGAACGCCAUCUGUGACGACUAUGUCACUGAGAAGGUCUGGAGACCGCUCAUGCUGGGCUCUGUACCUGUCAUACGAGGAUCACCCAAGAUCAAGGAUAUUUUGCCUGAUGAUCACUCGGCUAUUAUUAUAGAUGACUUUAAGUCACCAAAAGAACUGGCAAACUAUUUAAACUUCUUGGACAGAAAUGACCAGGAAUACAACAAGUACCUGAGUUGGAAGAAAACUGGUGUUACAAAUCCAUUACUUAAAGAAAUGCUAUCAAAUCGCUCAUGGAGCAUAGUGGAAACAUGGAAAUAUGGAAGGACUAAUUUUAUAGAAGACUUUGAAUGCUUAGUUUGCAAUAGGCUUCAUUCCAAUAUUAAACUAGCAAACCAAGGCAAACCAGAAAAAGUGUUCAUAGCAGACGAAUCUCACCUAGUGUGUCCGAGGCCGGAGGAGUUCAGCAGUGGAUACAACAGCUGGUUAGAUGACUGGAAUCAGAAUGUGAUUCUGGCAGAGGCCGCCAGGUACUUUGCUGACAAAAACUUGCCUAUCACCAAGGGAGAUUUACAUGCAAAACAGUCAGAAAUUAGUUAUCAAAAGAAGAACUCUUGGUUUUGAUGUCAGCCAUUCUGGUAAGGUUUUAGUUUGUAGUGGUAGUUAUUGAUCCAUUGUCCAAGUCAUGUGAUG